Messenger RNA from Pecten maximus, 2687 nucleotides. RefSeq names its product microsomal glutathione S-transferase 1-like. NCBI's taxonomy places the organism in Eukaryota, Metazoa, Mollusca, Bivalvia, Pectinida, Pectinidae. The record is from RefSeq and is a predicted model, not a curated record. Bases 35 to 481 code for a protein of 148 amino acids. The transcript has 3 exons. Gene Ontology annotation, cellular component: membrane.
UACGGACGUGAAGUGAGCCGAGACCACCAACAACAUGGCGUCCACACUCACUUUUGACAAUCCUGUGUUCGCACAAUUCGCAUUUUAUGGAACUGUAUGUGUGUUCAAGACGAUGGUUAUGAGCCUGAUCACGAUAAAACAGCGUCUGAGUAGGAAGGUGGUCGCCAACAUGGAGGACAGGCUUGUCAAGGGUCAAACAACCAUCUUUAAUGACGUCGUCGUAGAACGAACAAGAAGAUGCCAUCAGAAUGACGUAGAGAAUGUUAUUCCGUUUAUCCUGGUGGGCGUGCUGUACGUACUGACAGGUCCCGAUCCAUGGUGGGCUGCCUUCCACUUCCGGUUAUUUACUGGAUGUAGGAUUUGUCACACAAUAGCUUACCUAUUUGCUAUUCCUCAACCUGCGCGUGCAUCCAUGUUCGGCAUCGGCUGGCUCACUGUCGUAUCAAUGGGCGUGUCUGUUUUAAUGCGCGGGAAAUUCUGAGCAGCAGGCAAAGACGAACUGGAAAAACAGAGAAAAAUAUGAUGGAAACAGGAGAGAAUGAGACAAAAACAAAAUGAGGGAAAUAGAAGAAACAUGUGAUGUAGAUAAAUAUGAGAUGAAGGAAGUAACUAGGAUUGUGUAACAGUCCAAAUGAAUGUAAUUACUGAUGAAAUUUGAAUUGUACGCCAUUGGAAUGAUUGGCGUAUCUGAUAUUGGCGAAUUUAAGCUCAAGGAAGAUACAGUAUAUGUUAUUUUUCAAAUCAAAUGAUAUCACAACGUACUCAGUCUACCAUGCCUCCUUAACUUAAGGCCAUGCUUUGACUUUAACUCCAAAGUUUACUUUUACCUUAAUUUUAACCUUGCCACCGGAAAAUAUUACAGAGUGUGAGGAGAAUGCCUUGACUAAAAUGUUCUACGUUAUCUAAUUUUCUUAAGGAACGUUUAUGAAACAGGUUCGAGGUUGAAUUUUAAGCCGACGAUAGAACUAAUUGGAAAACACAUAACAGGGACAUUGUUCAAUGUGUUUAGAGCUCGCUCUAAUAUUUUCUCUUUAAUAUGUUUCUUCAUCUGUAGUAGGAAGAUUUCGUAGUAGCCGAGGGACCUUUGCGAUGUGUGUAGAAAGGUCUAGCACUGAGUACAUGUUACUCGUGGUAUGCGACUAUAGAUUCCCAGACAAAACACGAAUUCUUCCAGAUCAUAGUACAUGACCAAUCUAACAUAACUGUUUGAUGUGGAUAUGUCACAUGAUGGGAAACCAGUCUCAAUGUGUAAAGGUAUCUUUGGCACACUGGUAAAAUCUUACCACCCUCUAAUGCUCAGUGUUCUUGACAGGCCCUGUCUGUAUGAAUCGGCUAUCACUAUGGGCUGUGUAGAGGUCUAUCCAAAUUAAUCGCGUUCUUUAUUCAGUUAGACAAAUUCUCGUAAGGAAUGGCAUAAUACCUCAAUGGUGAUUACUAUAUGUGACAAACUCAUUCUAGUGUACAUGGUCUAGCUGUUUUACUUAUGAAACUUCAUCACGUCUUUCUUCUUUGCCUGCAUUCAACUUUUGUUUUAUUCUCGUUCACAAUACAUUGCAUAGAGAAAGAAACAUAUUUGCAUCAUAUAUUAAUAUACAAUAAUUGUAGCGAUCGUUGUCGGUUGUACACCGUGCUAUUUCAUAAUAAAUUCACAUUUCUAUAAAGCAUUGUGUUUUUAUUUAGUUAGGCCCAUGGUGUUAAAAUUCAUUAUCUUACUAUAAACAAGGGUGUAGCGGAGACAAAUACAGGUAAAAAAAAAAACGAGUGUAUUUUUAAGAUCUCGUAACUGUAAGAUUUGAACGACAGACAGAGUCGGAACACAUGUUUACCUUUUUAAUACGAUGUUCAUCGAUAUGGCCGAGGGCUAAACCGAAGGCACAUGCUUCGGCGGAAAAUAUUGAGAUGCCGUCUGUGCAGAAAUUAGCAGUACAGCAGGCUACAGUCUCUUUCUCACCUUCUUUGGAAUCACCUGUGUAAAGUUUUGUAUGAGAAGGGGUAUUCGAAAUGCAUUCCCGAAAGAAGGAUUUAUGUUUUUCGGGCAUUAUACUGGAUUUACCUCGCUCAUGUAACGUACCAUUAGAAUAAUAUGUUUGUAUGUUCCAUUAGGUAACAUCAGAUAUCUUAAAUUCAGCUAUGUCGGUCAAUUUUUAUGUUGAGUUCUUGCAGGAGAUUUUAAAUCGGAUACCAAAUGUUGGCAGUAGUUUUGGGCUUUGCAUAAAUGUUUUGGUAUUUUUUGUUGAAUACUGGGUCAAGCGCAUGCUAUUUAGGGGGAUGAUUUAAGUUGAACUGCAAACUGUAAUGUAAAUUUUAUUUCUGUCAUAAAGAGGUUGUUAUUAGCUUCCACGUGAAGGCUUCUAACAGGUGUUGUUCGAAAGGUUCCUAGGACUAGACGAAUCCCCUUGUUAUUGAUUGGGUCUAGCAUUUGCAUAUAAGAACUGCGUGCCGACUCGUAUACUAUACAAAGGUAGUCUAGUUCUGUUCGAAGAAGUGAUCUAGAAAUGCGCAAAAGCAUUUCACAGUCCGCUCCCCUAUAGUAUGAGAAAGGACUCGUAUAGUUUUCAACGCCGCGGAACACUUAUCCCUUAGAUGUUUUAUGUGUGGAAUGAAGGACAGUUUUGAAUCGGAAAUGAGGCCAAUACAUUUUGUCUGUUCGACAACAGGAAUUUCGGUGCAAUAAAGUGAAAGAUUUG